Messenger RNA from Rhododendron vialii, 716 nucleotides. RefSeq names its product protein neprosin-like. The transcript is spliced from 4 exons. The record is from RefSeq and is a predicted model, not a curated record. Lineage: Eukaryota; Viridiplantae; Streptophyta; Magnoliopsida; Ericales; Ericaceae. The coding region runs from base 66 to 413 and encodes 115 amino acids.
CUGGAGCGACACUUAGCUUACAUAAUCCCCAUGUUUCCGGAAGACAAUAUAGUGCAGCAAGAUUCAUGUUUCAAAAUGGGGCCGAUACCAUACAAGUAGGUUGGAGGGUUGAUCCAAUGUUGUAUGGUGAUUCUAAGACUAGACAAUUUAUACGAUUGGAUGCAGGUCAAUCUCAUUGUUUCAAUACUAGAUGUCCUGGAUUCGUUCAUGUGAGAUCGGAUAUACCUUUGGACUUAGUCUAUCCACAAAUUUCUAUUCCCGGAAAAGUGGUGUAUGAAGUGCAACUUUACAUCUACCCGGACCUAGCUAAUGGAAACUGGUGGCUUUUAGCUGGAGAUGACAAUACCCAGGUUGGAUUCUGGCCAAAGAGAUUAUUCACUGAACUAGCAGACAUGGCUUCCUAUGCCGAAUAGGGAGGAGAGGUGUUUGGACCCCUGGGCACACCUUCUCCUGGAAUGGGCAAUAGUGAUUUCCCUACAGAUGAUACACUUUACAAUUCAUACUUCAAAAAUCUCGAAGUCAUUGAUGGUGGCGGGCAAAAUAUCGACGCCUCUAACACAGAGUCCUUUGCAGACAAUAUGACACGAUAUAAAGUUUUUGAUGAAGAACACACAAGUUUGAGACAUUUGGUCGUGUAUGGAGGCCCUCCUUCAGGCUGAAGUGAUUGAUCUUCUAGAUUAUGUUUUGAUAGUUUCUUACUAUCGCCAAUAAAAUAA